Messenger RNA from Amborella trichopoda, 1641 nucleotides. RefSeq names its product Exostosin family protein. Lineage: Eukaryota; Viridiplantae; Streptophyta; Magnoliopsida; Amborellales; Amborellaceae. The record is from RefSeq and is a predicted model, not a curated record. Gene Ontology annotation, molecular function: glycosyltransferase activity.
UAUAUGCGUCGGGGACGCAGGGAGUCCGUUUCUCUCUCUAAAAGACUGAAGAGUUUGCCCGGCCAUGAAGGCGCCGGAUAAAGCAGUAGCUGCCAUGGUUUUAUCAAAUGCCUCUGCUACCUGUUCCAUUCUCUCUCUAGCUUCUCUCACCCUACUCUCUUUCCUCUUUCUCUCUCUAAGAUCCCUCCACUCUCCUCUCCAAUACGCCCCUGAUCUACAACCAAAGAUCACUCAGGUUCCUGUUCAGCGUCACCAGGACCCUCUCCCAAAUUCCUCUCAGGUCGUUUCAGAUGAGGAUCUUGCUCCUGUGUACCACUCGCCAGAGGUUUUUAGAAGGAAUUAUAUGGAAAUGGAGGAGAAAUUCAAGGUUUAUAUAUAUGAAGAUGGAGACCCUAACACUUAUUACCAGACACCGAGAAAGCUUACGGGGAAGUAUGCAAGCGAGGGUUGCUUUUUUCAGAAUAUCAGAGAGAGUAGGUUUCGUACGAUGAAUGCUGAUGAAGCUCAUCUCUUCUUCAUCCCGAUCUCUUGCCAUAAGAUCAGAGGAAAGGGCAUUUCUUACGCGAACAUGACUGUAAUUGUCAAGGACUAUGUUGAAGGUUUGAUAUUGAAGUACCCUUACUGGAAUAGGACUUUGGGUGCUGAUCACUUCUUUGUCACCUGUCAUGAUGUUGGUGUGAGAUCAACAGAAGGGCUUUCACAUCUUGUCAAGAACAGCAUUCGAGUUGUAUGCUCCCCAAGUUAUGAUGUUGGAUACAUACCGCACAAGGAUGUUGCUCUUCCUCAAGUACUCCAGCCAUUUGCUCUUCCAGCUGGGGGAAAUGACAUAGAGAACAGGACAAUACUUGGCUUUUGGGCUGGCCACCGUAACUCUCGAAUAAGAGUUAUCCUCGCACGUGUCUGGGAGAAUGAUACAGAGCUUGCAAUCAGCAAUAAUCGCAUAAGUAGGGCUAUUGGUGAGCUGGUUUAUCAAAAGCAAUUCUAUAGGACCAAAUUCUGCAUAUGUCCAGGCGGUUCCCAGGUUAAUAGUGCACGAAUUGCAGACUCAAUCCAUUAUGGUUGUGUGCCUGUAAUUUUAUCUGAUUACUAUGACCUUCCGUUCAAUGAUAUUCUUGAUUGGCGAAAAUUUUCCCUCAUACUCAAGGAACGUGACGUGUAUCAACUUAAGUCUAUUCUGAAGUCGAUAUCAGAUGAAGAGUUUAUUGCCUUGCAUAUGAACUUAGUUCAGAUCCAAAAACACUUUGAAUGGCACUCUCCACCAAUCAAAUAUGAUGCAUUCCACAUGGUUAUGUACGAUCUCUGGCUUAGGCAUCAUGUGAUCCAAUACUGAGCAAAGCUUUGUUACUGUGCUGCGAUGGUAUACGCUAACCCGAGCAAGUUUAUGUAAAAAUACACGAUUCUUUGUGUUCUCUUUGAUCUUUUAUUUUAGUUGAUUUUUGAAAUUUUGUUUUAUUUUUUCUUCUCUUUUUCCUUUCUUGUAUGGAUUCUUGAAGGAAAUUGUAAUGUUACAGUGAGGGGAAAACCCAACAUCUUCUUGUAGUUAGGUGAAUUCCUGACAGAUGGCUGACCAUCACUGAUUGCUGCUUCUUGUUUACCAACCUAUGAUUUGAACUUGCUUUCUAUGUAGCGGUCUGAUCUCUC